Molecule: messenger RNA, 1692 nt
Organism: Thunnus maccoyii (southern bluefin tuna)
Lineage: Eukaryota; Metazoa; Chordata; Actinopteri; Scombriformes; Scombridae
Product: early growth response protein 1-like
Exons: 2
Coding region: 84-1598 (504 amino acids)
Biological process (GO): regulation of transcription by RNA polymerase II
Molecular function (GO): DNA-binding transcription factor activity, RNA polymerase II-specific; RNA polymerase II cis-regulatory region sequence-specific DNA binding
Source: RefSeq, a predicted model, not a curated record
AGCAGCAGCCCGGUGCUCCGGAGCUCCAGGAGCGGUCGAGCUCCUCACCCGCCGCCGCUUCUCUUUCUUCCUCCUCCAGAGAGAUGGCAGCGACCAAAGCGGAGCUGCUUCUCUCCGCCCUGCAGAUCUCCGACCCUCUGGCCGGCUUCCCGCCGCCUCUCUCCCCGCUGGACGGUCACCCGAAGCUGGAGGAGCUGCAGAUGCUGCUCCAGACCGCCGCGGCGGGAGGAUCGUUCCUGCCCGCGUCGGCAGCGGAGGGAGCCGGCCUGCUGAGCGGAGAGUCCGGGGAGUACGGAGACUGUCUGUCGGAGCUGGUGGACCUGCAGAGCCUCCCCCCGCUCACCCCCCGCCUCACCCCCCUGGCCUACAGCGGCCGCUUCACCUUCGAGCCGUCGGCGUCCGGCGGCGGCGGCGGCGGCGGCCUGUGGCCGGAGUCGCUCCUCAGCCUGCUCACGGGAUUGGUCAGCGUGACGACUCCUCCCCCCAACACCUGCAGCCUGUCUUCCUCUGCAUCGUCAGUGACGUCAUCAGUGACAUCAUCGGCGUCACUGUCCCAGCCGAGCUUCAGCUGCGUCUCCGCUGAUGUCAGCUCGGUCUUCUCUGCGACGCCGACGUUCACCUCGGCCUCCGGCUGUGACCUCCUCCUCCCCCCCGCCGACGCCCAGCCACAGGGCCCGCCCCCCGCCUACCCGAGCUCCGCCUCCAGGCUCGGCCUCCAGGUGCCGAUGCUCCCGGACUACCUCCCGCCGCCGCCGCAGGAUGGCGAGCUCGGCCUGAACCAGGAUCAGAAACCAGUGCUGCUGCAGAGCUUGAACCCUCCGCCGCAGCCUCCGCUCACGCCGCUGUCCACCAUCAAAGCCUUCUCCUCGCAGAUCCAGACGCAGCCUCAGAGCUCCGCCUCCGGCCCCGCCUACCAGCUCAGCAAGCCCGCCCGAGGCAGGAAGCUCCCCGCCGGUCGGCAGUGCAAGACGCCGCCGCAUGAGCGUCCGUACGCCUGCCCGGCCGACGGCUGCGACCGCCGCUUCUCCCGCUCAGACGAGCUGACGCGUCACGUGCGCGUUCACACGGGCCAGAAGCCGUUCCAGUGUCGCAUCUGUAUGCGCAGCUUCAGCCGCAGCGACCACCUGACCACACACAUCCGCACGCACACCGGCGAGAAGCCGUUCGCCUGCGCCGAGUGCGGACGCAAGUUCGCCCGCAGCGACGAGCGCAAGAGACACGCCAAGAUCCACCAGAGGCAGCGUGACAGGAAGUCCUCCUCCGCUCCCAUCGCCAUCACCAAACCCCCCGCCUACUCCCCGCCUCCCACCUCCUCUCCCGCCUCCUCAUACUCCUCUUCCUCCUCUUUCUCCUCCUCCCCCGCCGCCUCCUCCUUCCCCUCUUCCUCCUCCUCCUCCUCCUCUUCCUCCUCCUCCUCCUCCUUCUCCUCCCUCAGCGUGCAGGCCGCCUCCUCCUGCUUCACCUCCCCCCCCUCGCUGUCGCAUGUCUACACCUCCUCCCCCUCCCCCCACCUCUACUCCUCCUCCUGCUCCUCUCCGAUGGGGAGUCCUCAGGCGGAGCUGCCGGCCGGCGUCUCCUCCCCCCACAACCUCUGCUGACAGACAGGAAGUCACGACCUUUGACCUCAGAGCGUCUGCUCACACAGACUGUAGCUUUUUACCAGUGACGAGGUCAAAGGUCGCCGUGUUCCUG